UGUGUGACUGUUUCAAUGCAGUAUUGUCAUUGUGAUCACUAUCAUAGUUCAUCAUUUCAUGACUACUAUUAUGUGUGACUGUUUCAAUGCAGUAUUGUCAUUGUGAUCACUAUCAUAGUUCAUCAUUUCAUGACUACUAUUAUGUGUGACUGUUUCAAUGCAGUAUUGUCAUUGUGAUCACUAUCAUAGUUCAUCAUUUCAUGACUGCUAUUAUGUGUGAUUGUCAUUGACAGCGUUGUCAUUGUGGUUGUUGAUAUUGUUUUGUCCUUUGUCCUUAAGUCCUUGUUCGUCUUUAUAGUUGUCAGACAUUUAUUUGCUGAUGUAGUUCUGUAUGUUUCUGUUGUUCUGUUCUUGUUGUCACAAUUGUUGUUGUUGCUGCUGUUGUCCUUGUCUCUUGUCUCUCUUUUUUUCGUCCCCCCCGGUUUCCUUUUCUCUUCUUCUCUGUCCCCUCCUGCUCCGGUCCGGUCGCUCCAAAUUUGCUUUAUAACAAGCAUCAAAGUCAAAUAAAUUUUGUAUAACAGGGUAAUUGUAUAUCACACUUCUCCCUGGCAGAGUAAAUCUGUUGAGCACUUGACGGCAUUUAGAUGUACAAUUCUAUCUGCUUUAAAGGCUGGACAGGACAGGGGUUAAAAAAAAAAGAUCCCCCUGACCAUUCCUUCGAGGGUGUCGUUCUGCCAUAGUACCCAUUCAAUAUUUGAUAGCAGACACUGAAACUGUGCGUUUUUGUGUGUCUCCAGGGUUUGGGUUCCAAUCAAUGUGAAUUCUCAGGUGUUUCAGAUGAGUUGUCAUUACUUGUGCCUCAGUCCAAGUCAGUUGUCAGGUGACAAAGGGAGGCAAACACCCGAAAAUUUGCUUUGGCUCCAAAGACAUUAGACUUCACAUGGACUUUCGCACAUUGGCCUGAUUUGGACAUGCUCGCUAAAGACCCAACUGCACCUGACUUGGAAUAAAGACUUGUCCUCAUACCUGACGCUCCAGGGAUUAGACUAAAAUCCGGUCUUCUUUGAAUUCAAGUCCAAGACUUAGGGUUGAAAGGAUGACCAAUUAUCAGGUAUUUUGUCCUUAAGUCCAAAAGGUUGAGCUGCAAGUUUGAUCAGUUUUCAGUUCUUUUGAUCAGGUCAUGAGUCCAAGUCAGCUGUCUGUGGCACAAAAACAUGAAAGACAUAAGACUCCAGGACAAACACUAAUCGUUGGAUUUAGACUUGUUCUGAAAGACCUGACUUGGACAUAAGCUGCCCAAAGGAUCAAAUCUGUGAUCUGAGUCAGAUCUGCAGUAUUUAAGGACAAGUCAAAGACAGUUCUGAAGCCUUUGGGUUUGCUGUCUAAUUCAAGGAUCUGGUCGUUGCGGUUCAAUCAGGUGUCAGUUCUGUGGGGCAAGUCAUGAAUCCAACUCAGCCAUCAGGUGUCUGGGGGACAAAAACCUGAAAGACAUCAGACUCCAGCUCAAAGACCUGAUUGCUGGAUUUAGACUUGGACAUAAGUUUCCUGAAGGAUCAAACCUUUGAUCUUGAAUCCAAGUCAGAUCUUCUGUGUUUAAGGACAAUUCCAAGACAGUCCUGAAACCUUUGGGUUUGGAAUCUGAUUCAAGGAUCUGGUCUUUUGGGUUCAAUUAGGUCUUUCAAGCAGGUCUUGAGCUUGAGCCCUAGUCAGUCAUCAGGUGUCUGCUGGCCAAAGCCCUGAAAAGUUGCUAGCUAACGGCGUACUAGUCAGUCACCCAGCAGCUAGCACUGGCAGCUAGUGUUAGCAUCAGCCCUGAAAUACCAGUGAAUGUAGUCCAUUGUUGCUUUUUUGUGGAACACAAUCGCACUGAACAAUCCUCCCGAUGAUUACAUGUCAAGUUUAGCAAUGUCAUGAACGUGAUUCCAGACAAUUUGUUUUGUAGCGCCUGUGACAGUCGCCUCCUGGGGUGCUGCUCGAGCCGGCCUGACAAUAACGGUGUCAAAGAGAGAGACAUCAUCUGAGAGGUUUUUCAUGUCUGCAGCUAGUUGGUUGUAUGAACGCCACCACAAAGCAUCUAUUCAUGUCUAGGCCUGCCAGGGUGGCACCUCGCACGCCUCCAUCUGUGCUCGCUCUCCUUCAUUAGCUCUGACUCAUCCUUCUAAUAAGUGCAUCCACUUCCUCGUCUUGCCUCGCUGUUUCUGACUGCAUACUUUGGCCGAAUUUCAAUUCUACCCCUUAGCCCUUCCCCUUCGUCCUGCCCCAACCCCUUAAAACCUGAGACCAAGAGGAAGAAGCCCCUAAGAAAUGGGACACCACUUGAUUCUCAUUCCAUCAUCACCCUUCACCGCUGUGACAUUGGCAGAUGAGAUCAUUCAAUUGUUCAUAAUAUAUGUUUCCUAACAUAAAAUAAGGUGCAAACAUUUCUACAUUAUUUCAAUGUUAUAUAGCCUACUUCAGAACUAGGCAUGUUACGAUAAUCAAUAAAUCAAUUAACCACAUGAUAAAUAAAAACAAACUCGAUAAUUUUGCCGGCCUCGAUAAAUUGACAUGUGCAUGCGUGUUUGUUGUUUGUUGUACACACAGAGUACUGCAAGUAAGUGUACACAUUCAAAACAUGGCGAAUAUUUACAUGGAGUAGCAAAUGAUUGAAUAUGUAAUGAAAGAUGAGCGAUUUUGCUGUGAAAGUCAGCACCAGUGGAAAGGACAUAAACCGGAUGGACAAACUAAUCCGGAAAGCCGAGCAAGUUGUCGGCAUUUGGAGGCGUUUGUAACAGUGAGAGACAGGAGGACACUGGACAAACUGCUCUCCAUCAUGGACAACCCGACCCACCGUCCACUCCAUCGGACAAUACAGGCGCAGGGGAGCUUAUUCUCCAACUGACUCCUCCCGUUCCGUUCCCACAGUAAACGCUACAGGACUUAAUUCAUUCCACACACCAUCCAGCUCUACUGUACAAUACCUCACUUGUCUGUAAAAGAUAAUUCACCACAUUUUUGCGCUGUACUUUCGGCCCUCCCUUGUACAUUUACUUGUAUUUACCAUAUUCUGUACACCAGGGGCCACCAACGUGGUGCCCGUGGGCACCAGGUAGCCCCCCGUGACCACACGAGGUGCCCGCAAGCCUGCUUUUCAUUCAGGUUUUCAGUUAAUAAUGAAAGAACAGUAGAAAGAAAUGCAUUCUGAAAUACAAAAUGUGAGUUGUGGACACCAGCAUUUUGUUCAUGUUCUGGUAAAACAAGCAUAUUCGCUUUGUUUGGGUUUAAAAUAAGCUCUGAAAAUAAAUGUUACAAAAAUGAGUAGCUCUUGGCCAUUUUCAUUUUGUAAAAGUAGCUCUCACAAGGAAAAACGUCGGUGACCCCUGGUAUACACUAUUUGUAAAUACAGUCAAACCUGUCUUAGCGGCCACCUGUAUAUAACGGCCACCUGCCUAUAGCGGCCACUGAAAAAUCCCCCGCAGACAAUUUACGUGUUAUAAACCCUGUGUAUAGUGGUCACCUGUCUUGGUCAAUAUCUGACCGCAUAUAGCGGCCAAAUUACCGACUCAAGCAGAAGCUUCAUGCACGAAAAAGUUACGUUUUUUAAGCAAUGAAGCCGUCAUGUUUAGAGUUUAAUUACUGAGUCCUAGCUAAGUCACAAUAAUUCACAAGAUCCACACAAACUGUCAGUUGUUCAACAUAAAAAAAGCUGUCUUCUUUGGAGCUUGUUGCAGACAGUGACACCGUUUAUUUCCUGGUGUGAGACAAUGUGCACUGGUCAAUACUGUAAUGCCGCUUGUUGUGGGGAAGGAGAGACUCACAUCGCCGAUGCACUUUAAUGGCUUUAUUAACAGCGGUUUAUUAACCUAGUAGUUCUUUAAAACUUUUAUCCGCAGUCCCACAGUGCCCUCUACUGGUCAACAUGUAACAGUAUAAUUAUAUGUACCUGCAAACACAACAAGCUUCUAAUCACAGACAUGUUAAUAUGUGCACGCACAAAUUCAAAAUGGCCACCAACCUGCCUAUAGCGGCCACUUUUGCCGUUUCCCUUUAGUGGCCGCUAUAGACAGGUUUGACUGUAUGCAAAUCUUGUUUUAUCUUAUAUUAUUUUGAUUUAUUUUUUUUUAUACUAUUUUAAUUUUAUUAUAUCUUAUUCAUAUUGCAUUGCAUUUUAUUUAAGAGUGUUUGUCUUUUUCCUGCCUUUGAGCUACUGUAACUAAGCUUUUUCCCUUGUGGAUCAAUAAAGUCUGUCAAAGUCUAUGUCUGUAUGCUUCUUUCUAUUUGUCUCUGCUCUGCCCCUGCAGUGUGGUAUAUUCAUUUCAAGUCUGGUCACCAACCAUACUUGGUUUAUAGGGCUGUACACCCCUGUACACCCCUUACCCCUUGAUUUAAGAAUUGAUUCUCGUGAAUGCGCCAAACAAACCUAGGGGUAAGGGGUAAGAUAAGGGAUAAAGGGUAAAAUUGGGAUUCACUCUUUGUACCUUGACUUGUGUCUCACCUUCAAACUGCAAACAAGCUCGCUGGCCGCGGAGGCUUUGCCUCAGGAGCUUGGAUCGUCCACAGUGAAUGUGCUCCCAUGGUAACGUUGGAGUCUGCCUGGAGUACAGACACAAUAAUAGUCACAGGAUGACUGGUCUUGUAUGCUUGACACAUGACCAACUGACCAAAUGAAAGCAGAAUGGUGUCUCUAGGUACUUGAGAAAAGAAGAGAGUAAAAAGGGAGUAAAAAGAAAAUUAAGAAGAAAGUUGAAAUAUUUGGAAAAUAAAAAAAGGGCAAUAAGAGCAAAGAGUGAAGUUGACAUGACUAAUAGACUUUUUCAGCUCUUGUAUGUGACAACGCUGAGAUGCAGUUUGUUGUUGAAAUAUACUGCACACUCACACGUGCUACACUUCUUGCUACCACUCCCCUUUGUCCUUCUGCUGCAGCUGGCCACGCCACUCCAACCUGCUUGGCCAUCCUGCAGUCCAGUAAUCCAUCCAGCUCACCGGCAGUGGAAUUGAGAUGCAGCACAGAGCACAGAGUGCCUGGGAUCCCCAUCAUGAAUUAUGAAGAUGAUAGAUAGGAGGCUUUCCAACAAACCUCACAAAAGCCGCCUGUCUUCUCCCCGCAGCUUGUUGCCUUGCUCUUUCUGUUUCUGGGUGGAGAUUAUGUGCAAAAAAGCAAACAUGUUGUGUUGUCACACUUUAUGUCACAAUGGAUCCCAUCCAGUAAUGAGUUUCAAGUUAUACAACAUAAUGCAGGUGUUACAUGCCACAUUUUUAGAAUAGUUUUUUCUUUGUGAUGAGUUGAACUAUGUGUUAAAUUGAAUUUAUUAAAUUAUUACAAUAAAAAUUCCAAUUAAAAAUUACAUUCUACAAUAAUUGUAUUUUUAAAUAUUAAGUUUUUAAGCUUUUUUAUAAUUAUGAUUUUUAAAUUAUUAAAUAUACAAAUUAAACAUGCAUUAUACAAUAUUGUAUAUAAUAUACUGUAUAGUUAUUACUUUGGUUCUACAUUGCAGUAGUGUACUUUUUUCCAGUAUUUGAUGAAGCUCUUGCAUUGGCUCUAUCUAGAUUCUGCUGGUGUGCCUCAUAAUGGGGACGGUCCAUCUGUGACACACAUGACCAGUGCAUGCAUGAUCCAUUACUGGCCAGUAGUGUGUGUGAUCUUUUCUAAAAGGAGAAAAAGGGCCGUGUUUCCUCUCUGAAUUUUUUAUUCCCACCCUCUCUGUCUUCGUGCCGAGUAAUAAAUAAGCAAUGAAAGCUGAAUGGACUUUGAUUUUAUGUCCUCCACACAUUUCCUCCAUCUUUCUGUAUGUUUUUUUUAAAGCUAAAUCUUUCACCGUGUUUCUUUCCUCUACUUACCCAGUGAACCAUAUACUGAACAUCUCCAGCCUCCAAUGUGCUGUUUUAAAAGUCUGAGCUUCUCUCAGUGUGUGUUGUCUAAUAGUGUGUCUUUUGCCCACUGAACUUGACCUUUUGCUUUGUUAAUCCGCCAGUGAUUUAGAUUGAGAGCGCUGGUGGCAGUGAAUUAGUCUAAGAGGCUGCUCGGAGGGGUUGAGCGCUCAGGCCAGAGAGGCUUUGGGUGUAGAUUAACACAUGAAUAUAUGUCAAAGUGCCACUCUGUGAUUAUGCAAUAGUCUGCUUUUGAGACAGGGAGAGUGCACAAUUGAAGGGAAUCCUACAUUAAAAUCAGCAGUCAGUUUAAGUGAGGAUUUGUCUCUAUCUAGUGGUCACAUUAGACAGGACAUGUUCAUUUAGUACGUUUAGCUUUGGCGAACUAUCAGAUGUUGACUUUCUUUUGGAAAUACUUUAAACAAACAAGGCUGCUUGCUGUGUUGUUUUUAUAAGCAUUUUUCUAAUUUUAGGAGUGUUGCAUUUACAAAGUUUUAAACUAGCAAAAAGAACAUAUACUAUAUGACCUUUCUAAGCUACCGUAUUACCAAACUACCAAAAACCCCGCCUAUUGAGCGCAGCGAACCAAUCAGGUUGUAGCAUGACAACAGCCCGCCAAGUGCAAACUUCCUGAUUUGGUUUUUCAAUGGCCUUCGCUUGUAAACAGACUAAGCUAAAUAUUAGCCAAAAAUAUGAAUUUAGAGCAAACGUCUGUAGAUAACGGUGAACAAAGAAAGUCCAUCAGUUCCACACCAGAAGGGAACGAGCUGAAGAGAGGAGCACUGAAAAGAACUCCUUUCUCAAAGCUGAAGAAAGUGAACUCCAACUUCAAAUCACCAGGACAGGUCACCAAGACGACUAAAUUGAGUCCGGAAGAAGAAGUGGAGGAGCUGGAGAGAAGCCGAAGGCAGCUGGAUGCUGAGAUAGCACAGCUGGAGUCCGAGGGAUACAAAGUGGAGGAGCUGGAUGAUCACAUCGACAUGCUGCAUGAGUACAAUGAUAUCAAGGACAUGGGACAGUCACUCCUAGGUAGACUAGCUGCUCUACGCGGGACCACCACACGAGAUCUCUACAGCCACUUUGGCCUGGAACUGGAUGACUGACACAAAAAUAGCAUUUAUCUUCAUUUGUAGUUUUAGUAUCGUCGAGCAGCCGGGUGUGUCCUUAUCUGUCUUGAAACACAGUGUGUGUACUGAUGCUUCAAAAAAACAAUAUAUGGAUGAACUUUGUCCUCAUUCUUGUGGGGGGAAAAGCUGAUCACGCGUUGUUACCUUGCAUCAUAACUGCAGGUUGAUGCAUCAGAUAAUAACGUGGUUUAUCUCUGUAGACUUUGCUGUUGCUGAAGACACCUCCAGCUAUUGAUAAGAAGUAUCUGCUUUCAAUUUAUGGGAGCAUAGGUGUCGCUUAAGGAUCAUUUGCAAUCUUACCUGUUUGCUAGUAAGUAAUUCCAACAAUUGUCACUCCUUUCACUGCCUGCAACUAAGACUAGCUUGUGUAUUUAUUUAGUACAUAUUUUUCAGACUCUCCUUUAACAGUGUAAAUAUUCCAUCAUCAUGUAUUGAUACAAACAUCCGCUACAGCAGCCACAGACUCCAAAAAACACAAGAGCACUGUCGUAUAGAUCUUUGACCUUCUUUUUUACAGUAGGUCCUUAAAACAGCAGAGGGCU
Molecule: messenger RNA, 7456 nt
Organism: Dunckerocampus dactyliophorus (ringed pipefish)
Lineage: Eukaryota; Metazoa; Chordata; Actinopteri; Syngnathiformes; Syngnathidae
Gene: swi5
Product: SWI5 homologous recombination repair protein
Exons: 6
Coding region: 6480-6890 (136 amino acids)
Biological process (GO): double-strand break repair via homologous recombination
Cellular component (GO): Swi5-Swi2 complex; Swi5-Sfr1 complex
Source: RefSeq, a predicted model, not a curated record